Messenger RNA from Alosa sapidissima (American shad), 3528 nucleotides. RefSeq names its product gap junction delta-2 protein-like. The record is from RefSeq and is a predicted model, not a curated record. The coding region runs from base 621 to 1733 and encodes 370 amino acids. The transcript is spliced from 2 exons. Gene Ontology annotation, cellular component: connexin complex. Gene Ontology annotation, biological process: cell communication. Lineage: Eukaryota; Metazoa; Chordata; Actinopteri; Clupeiformes; Clupeidae.
ACACGCUCCAUUUUUGCUGCUUUUCUCUUUGGCCGUUUUGGGCCGCUAUGUGACUGCUGCCACACCGUCAGGAUGAGAGGUGGUGCUCUGUUUGUAUAGUCGUGAGCCGUGUUUGGACCGACAGAUUUCACACCGAUGUAGUGAUGUUCACCUUAGGCCUGUGUGAAAUACCCACUUACGACAGACAUAUCACGACUGGCUUGACCAAGAAUGGACAGCUAUGGGUUGUGUGGACAUUUGUGGACUCAAUGAGAUUUUGGAGAUACCAUAAUUUAAAGCUGGUAAAAAGUUUGGGGAGAAAAAACUCUUUUCACCGUAUAGUGCCAUUCUCCAUCUUUCCAGCAGGUUCUUUUGAGCUCACGGAGGUUCAGAAUCCCAUUGUGCCUUUGAAUCUCUGUUACACUGUGUAUUGGCACCCUUUGUCCACAUACAGUACAAUGAGGGUUUCGGAUAGAGGUACUGAAUAUGUGCUGUCAGCCCAUUCUACAGCGCAAGCCUCAAUGGAGCCCUCUCCGUCGGACAAACAGCAAACACUUCAUAUGUAGUCAUGCAGGUGGGAUGUUUGUGCACUUUACAGGAUUUGGAUUAAAAAAAGAGUUUUUUUCUCCAAAGGUUGAGUGAUGGGAGACUGGUCUAUUCUCGGGCGCUUCCUCACAGAAGUGCAGAAUCACUCCACGGUCAUCGGCAAGAUCUGGCUGACCAUGCUGCUGAUCUUCCGAAUCCUGCUGGUGACGCUGGUGGGCGACGCCGUCUACAGCGACGAGCAGUCGAAGUUCACCUGCAACACGCUGCAGCCCGGUUGCAACAACGUCUGCUACGACACCUUCGCCCCCGUCUCGCACCUGCGCUUCUGGGUCUUCCAGAUCGUCCUCGUCUCCACACCGUCCAUUUUCUACAUCGUCUACGUGCUGCACAAGAUCGCCAAGGAUGACAAGCUGGAACUGGAGACGGUGCACGUGCAGAGCAAGCGGCCGGUCGGGGACUACCUGGGCCAGGUGGAGAGGGGCGAGGGCCAGGGGGGUCAACACUACGAGGAAGAGUGGGGCCCGCCCCAGGAGGAUGAGUGUGCGGAGCAGAGUCUGCUGGAUGAGGACUACAGGGAGGUGGGGAAGGACCCCACGCAGCUGUCCAGCCAGGUCCUGCUCACAUACAUCGUCCACGUGGUACUGCGCUCGAUCAUGGAGAUCACUUUCCUGGUGGGCCAGUACUACCUGUUCGGCUUCGAGGUGCCGCACCUGUUCCGCUGUGAGACCUACCCGUGCCCGACGCGCACUGAUUGCUUCGUGUCGCGCGCCACCGAGAAGACCAUCUUCCUCAACUUCAUGUUCAGCAUCAGCCUGGGCUGCUUCCUGCUCAACAUCGUGGAGCUGCACUACCUGGGCUGGGUCUACAUCUUCCGCGUGCUCUGCUCCGCCUGCUCCACGUGCUGCCGGCCAGAGAGGGGCCCCGCGGAGCGCAUCAGCCUCUACGCUGACCACAACCCCCUGCUGCUGCAGCUCAAGCACUCGCUGCGCGGACACCUCAUUCUGCAGAGCCCGGCGCCCGACGCCCAGGAGAAGGUCGGGGGUGGCGGAGGCGGAGGCGGGCUGCUCGCCCACGCGCCGGCCAUCUCAUUCGAGACGGACUCCACGGUGGAGUGCACGUCCAAGCGGAGCCCGGAGGAUAGGGAGCGCAUGAGGGUCAAACUGGCCAACGUGGCCAAGCUGGGCCGGACCAAAAAGUCCUGGCUAUGAGUCAGGACAAGCCCAUCAUGCUAUCUACCCUCUCUACUCUCUGAGUGGAAGGUGUUUUGGUCAAUAUACAAGUCUACAAGUCAGGAUGCUCAAAACACAACAAACUCCUCGCAUGGCAGCCUAUGAUUCCUCUGUGUAUGACUGUGUGAGUGAACAGGUGAAAGUGAGGCAUUACUUUGUAAAGCACUCUAAGUACUCGGGGGAGAAAAAAAAGUGCAAGAUAUUCAAAAUGCUGUCCAUCUACUAGUUCACCAUACCAGGAUAGAGCUAUCAGGACCUCGCUCCUCCCUAAGGGCAAGAUGUUUUAGUCAAUAUGUAUGUUUCAUAUUGUUAUAUAACAUCUUUGAAGAAACACAUUUUGUAUCUGGAGCCAUAAACAGUGCACAGAAACCAAAUUCCACAGUGGAUGGAAAUACAGUACAUAGCUCCAACCCAUUUUAAAUCAUUUUCAGCUCAACAUUAAUUUAUAUUGCAUAUUGACCUGGAUAGCAGGUAUUAUUUGGCAUCCCUUCGUUCACUUCUUAGCUACUUCUUGGUGAAAUUGUAGUUAAUCUUUAGUAAUAACAUGAUUUUUGCUGUGUAAUUUCAGGCAUCAUACACAAACACUAUUUUAGUGCAUAACUUGGCUGUGUAAGCUGUGUGGUACAAGUGAAGAUUUAAACAUUAGUUUUGGGCCAGUUUGACUGAAUGUGAACAUGUUUUGGAGUAAGCACUCAUUUAUAUGUAAUGUCGAUCAGUUCUGACAUAAUGUUUGUUAAUAACUAUUUCUCACAAAACCUUUCUUGGGUGAACUAUUGUGAAAGAAUGAUUGUUUUUAUAUAAAUAUUAUAGAUGUUCUUCAUUCAUAUGAGAAAGCUUUUUGAAUAUUUCAGUGUUGCAUAGGCCUGACUACAUUUUCAAAAGCUUCACAUUUUAGGGGCCAGUUUAAAUGGCAUGCAAUAAUCCUGAGAGAACCAGCAACAGCGACUGUGACAUCAUAGGUGUAUGGUUGUACCAAACAUAAAUACACUAGUCCUAGUCAACAUAACACUUCACAUGCAAUUUAUGAGAGGGCAUUUGCCAGCAUGUUACUUGCGUGAACUUGAAUGACUGAUAGAACUAUCUGUAAGCUUGUGUUUGUUAAAGACCAUUUUAGUGGUACUUUGAAGAGGGAAGUGAUAAAGGGAAAAGGAGUGAGUCAGAACGACGAGGAGAGGAAGAGUUUGGAGAGACUGUUGACACGAGUGAGAAUUAUAAGCAAGACUGAGAGGCUGAGAGACAUCUCCUUUGAGGAAGACACUUCUCAGUAGACAUAUACCAAACGUAAGAGGUGGGUAUUGAAUGGGUUUUCAUGGGUAUUGAAUGAAUAAUUCAUGGGUAUUGAAUGAAUAAUGAAACUAGGGCUGGAAUUCUACUGUCAUGAAGAAAUGUACACCCAUUAUACUCAUAAUAACUCAUCUCGUUACUCAAACCCACACAUUAUAUGUAAUUUUCUAGCAGCCCACCAGAGAGCACUGUUUCAUAAAUUGGACACACAUAGGUACAGCUAGACUGCUCUAUCUGUUCAUUGGUAUGAUCUAACAUACCCUGGCGUAGAGCAAGCACAUUUGCUUGCAUGGAACAGUGACUGUAUGCUCACUGUCCUAGGCGUAUGUGAACAUUCACAACACUGCAUGGCAAACAACUGAAGAAAAAAGCAUAUUUAAAUAAGUAAAUAUUUCAAACGUAAUCACUGAGGGUGCUACAGUCAGGAGAUGUGCAUUUCAUGGAGUCACAAAAGAAAAAAAUCAACCACUAUAUAUCUCUAUUGUUUAAU